GUGGGCACAGGUGGGUGGCACUGCUGGGCACAGGUAGGGGGCACUUCUGGGCACAGGUGUGUGACACUGCACAGUGGCACAGGUGGGUGCAUUGCUGGGCACAGGUGGGUGCACUGCUGGGCACAGGUGGGCGGAGCUAGUGGGCGCACUGCUGGGCACAGGUGGGCGGAACUUGUGGGUGGCACUGCUGGGCACCGAUCAUCAGGGCACUGAUCAUCAGUGCUCUGAACUGCCGGUUCUCGGCAGUACUUUCCUCACGAUCUGACAGCGUGAGGAAAGUGCAGCCGAGAACCGGCAAUUGCUGCAUUUCCCUGUGAUCAGCGUGUCAUUGGACACCGCUGAUCACGUGGUAAAAGGCCGCUGUGA
This is a messenger RNA of Staurois parvus, 366 nucleotides long. The record is from the annotation of a GenBank genome assembly. NCBI's taxonomy places the organism in Eukaryota, Metazoa, Chordata, Amphibia, Anura, Ranidae.